Centruroides sculpturatus (bark scorpion) is the source of this 3694-nucleotide messenger RNA. Its product is annotated as acidic mammalian chitinase-like. Gene Ontology annotation, biological process: carbohydrate metabolic process; chitin catabolic process. Lineage: Eukaryota; Metazoa; Arthropoda; Arachnida; Scorpiones; Buthidae. The coding region runs from base 1 to 672 and encodes 223 amino acids. Gene Ontology annotation, cellular component: extracellular region. The transcript is spliced from 6 exons. Gene Ontology annotation, molecular function: chitinase activity; chitin binding. The record is from RefSeq and is a predicted model, not a curated record.
AUGAUAGAAUUUCACUAUGCUAGUAGAGACAAAUACCUACUAUCUGUGGCUGUAGCUGCUCCAAAAACAAUUAUCGAUGUUUCCUAUGAUGUACCAAAGAUAGCAAGAUACGUCGAUUUUGUCAAUCUAAUGUCUUAUGAUUAUCAUGAUUAUUCCAAAUACAUGCCAUUUACUGGACAUAAUAGUCCAUUAUUCAGGAGAAGUAUUGAGAGAGGUUAUUUUGCCACUCUAAACACGGCAUGGUCUGCACAAUAUUGGUUGGAGAAAGGUUUACCGAGAUCAAAAUUAUUAGUGGGAAUUCCAACGUAUUCACAUAGUUAUAAAUUAGCCGUUCCUUACAUGCAUGGUUUCGAUGCUCCGGCUGUUGGUACUGGUCUUGGAGAGUUAACAUAUUCUGAGGUAUGUAACUUUUUAAAAGAAGGUGGAAUUCGUGUUUUUGAUAAAGAAAGUCAAGUUCCUUACACUUAUAAAAAUCUAAAUUGGAUUGGUUAUGAUGAUUAUCAAAGUGUUUCAGCAAAGACCCAUUGGAUAAUGAAGAUGGAUUUUGGUGGAGCAAUGACCUAUGAUCUAAACUAUGAUGACUGGAAGGGAAGUUGUGAUGGGAAGACAAAGUUUCCACUGCAUCAAAUAAUUCGAAGUAUUCUCUGUGAUAAAAAAGCCAAUUGUGAUUAGCAGCAUUAAGUUCUUAAUUAAUUUAUUUAUUCAAUGUUUAAUGUAAAGUUAAGUUAGUUUAUCAAGUAACUGCAUGGGAAUGAACAAGCUCAGACAAACUUCAUUUCAUCAUUGUUCUAGUCAUCAUUUUACCACUUCAACUAUAUAUAAGUAUUUAUUUCAGUAUUAAUUUUUUUUUUUUAAACAAUUUUUUAAAAAAUUUCUUAAAAAACAUUAAAACUUUAAAGGUUAAGACAAUAUAAAUAACUAUUGUUUUUUUUAUUAUCUAUAACUGCAUUUUAUCAGAGACAAAUACUAAGGUUUACAAAACGUUAGCAUUUAUAAUCUUGUUCAUUUAAUUUGAAAUGUUUUAAAAUCAUUUUUGUUAAGAUGUUUGCUAUGUACUUUUUAUUUAUGUGAUGAUGACAUUUUUAUUAUGAAUUACUUGAAACUGAAUAAUAAUGAAUAAGCACGAUUUAUCAAGUGACGUUUUACUGUUAACUUUUCUUUGAUUUAAGAUAAGUUCACAGGAAAUUUAAAAAAUGCAUGAAUGUUAUCAUCUUUUAUUUAUUAAGUGCAAUUAAACAUUGUGACCAAACAGAUGUAAUCCUGAUUUAAGUUUUUUCUCAUAGAAUUCAAAGUUUGCCUGAUUACCAUGUGCUCUGUUUGUCACCAUAGAAAUCUGAAUUCAACUCCAAGCCAUACUCAGUCUGUGGAGAGACAGCAUGGUCUCUGCUAAAACCUCAGUCCCUCGGACCUUUCCUAACAACAUUUUUCCACCACACAUGACAGUGCUAUGUCCUUGCAAAGAAACAAAGAAAUUUACUUUAAAAAACAAGACCCAUUGUUACAGCAUCAUCUAUUUGCCAAAGGCUAUGGAAGAAACUUUUGAUGAGGGGUCAGUACUUUUUAAAGAGUUAUUAAAAUAGAUUAAUCUGUUUAUUAUGCUCUGAAACAACCCCUAUAUUUUUUCCAUAUAGAAAACAUAAAUAAACAUAUAACUUUUUAUAAAUUGAGUUUCUGACUUAAAGUUUAGGUUUCUUUGAUUUUUAGAAGGGAAAAAAAGUGGAUGGGGUAAUGACCUACUCAGCCCCAUAUCCACUCCUGUCAUAAUUUAUCAAUUAGAGUUGGGGCAUCUUCUCCAAACCUCAGUGGGUGAAAUAAUGGAUGAUUACUGUACAUUGUAAAUUUCAUAUUUAUUUUAAAAGGUACAAAUUAUGUAAGGUUGAUAUAUCUGCUUAUUAAGAAACCAAAACCAUUCAUUAAUCUAGAAAUGUUUUGGGAUAAGGCUGCGACUAUGCAGAUGCAAGUGAAUGAGAAUAUGUGGCGAGAAGAGGCGAGACGCGAUAAAUAUCAAAACCUGUCAGAUAUGUGCGAGAACCAGAAAUUCGCUCUUGCUAGCAUUAUUUCUUGCUUCUCGUUUGUGCAUGGUUUUUCUUUGCAAAAACUAAAUCGCUCGCAAUAUCUCGCUUGCUCUAAAUUCACAUCUGCAUAGUUGCACCCUAUUAAAGGCCAUUCUAAGCUAUCAAAUCUAACAUUUGAAUAUCAAAAUGGAACAGCACAGAAUGUUCCAUUCUGAGAUUGGUUGAUGGGAUUAAAAUUGUUGAAAACAUUUUUAGAUUAGAUCAGGUCUAGACAAUCAAUGUAUUUUAGGUUGUUUUGCAGACUGUAACUAAUUAGAGAACUAAAGCGAGAUAAAUUCAAACUAUCCAUUCACCGUUUUAUUCAUAAAGUUGUGUAUUGUAAUGUGCUAACAUUGUAUAUGUUAUUACAUUUCUUACUGUUAUUUUGUAGUAUAUAAAUUAUUUCUCAGGUAUAAUUUAUUUUUCUUAUUAAUUAAAAUAGUGAAGCAAAACUAUUGAGAAAUUUGCAUAUUUCUGUACAAAAUGUAAUGUGUGUGUUUUAUACAUAAUUUUUUUAUAAAAUGAAUUAUAUGCGUUGGCAGUUUAGUUUGAAAACUGCCAACAUUUAAAGGAAACUGUAGACUACAAUGAAAGCUUCUCACAUAGCUAAACACUUCAUAGAAAUGUUGGAAACAUUCAAAAAGGUCCAAUAUUUGCUCCUGGACUAGAUGGAAAUCUGGGUACCACACAGCGGCAAGUUGUUAUCCAUAUGACCAAUGUGAUGAAGGUAUCAAAUUAACACUAAGUCAGCUUGUUGUAAGUAGAUUGUUCUGGUACUUAAUUGCCAAUUGUAUAAAGUAUUGUAUAUUGUGAGCCAGUAAAUAAGCAAACAUAUAGUUAACUAGAAAUUGAAAUAUAUAUUUUUAUGUAUGCCAAAGUUUCAAUGUGGGUUUUAAUGUAUGAUAUACACUUAUCUUGUAUAUUUUGCAUUUGUAAAAUAUUUUUAUUGUGUAUGUAAAUCUUGUAAGCUCAUGACAAUAUAAAUUAAAAGUAACUACUAAUAAUAGCAAAGUAAAUGAAGUAAAUAAAAAUAUUUUUUCGAGUAUUAACUAAUAUAUUUUAUUGAAAGCCCAUCAAUGUCCAAUUGGAUAAAACUAGUGAACACUGGUGGGUUUUCGCCUGACUAACAACCUGGUGCCACGUGGACUUUUCUGCGGUUCUAUCACGUAUGUAACUCGUAAAUAGGGACCAGUUUUUAUAAGAAUCCUCCCAGGAGACAACCUUGCAGAUUCCGUAAAUGAUUUUUGAACAGUCGACCCUUCAAAAAUCAGCUACACAAUUUCGUUCAGCUCAUCUCGUUCUUACGUGGGUUAAGAAUGUUAUAAAGAUGUCAAGUUUGUAUUUAAUUUUAAAAGAAUGCCAAACAACCACUGGAUCAUAUCGGGCUACUUUUUUGCGAUUAUAUUUAAAUAAUUUUUACUAAAGGCAGAAUCGAUACUUAUACUGGUCCCAGCGCUGCCAAUAGCUGUAAUACUACUAUUAUUUAAUAAAUAUUUCUGCCGCUUCGAUCGCGUAUAGUCGUAAGUUUGGCUGGAGCAUAAGUCAGCUGUAAACAUUCGAAAUUAUUUUCAUACAGUAUAUGAAAUUUUCUCGUUUUUAACUCAUAAAGGAUCGCUUAUAAAUGCUAUUUUAAUCCGGUU